AUAACACAGUAGUCAUCUAAUUACAUUAUAAUUCAAUUAACGUAAUAACUUAUUAAACGUUAUAUUAUAUAUUAAAUUGUUUAUAAUAAUAUUAAAUAUUUAUAACAAAAAUUACGAAACUCUAAAAAAAAAUUAAAAAAAUAAUAAAAUGUAUUUCAAACAAAUUUUUGUAGAUUUUAAAUUAUAUAUGAAUCCAAAAACGCAUUAUACUACGCCAUAAAGAAUAAUUCAAAUUAAAAGAAAAAUAUCACCACCACAACAGGUUUUAUAUAAUAUUUAUUGAACUGCCAUGUCCAUACUUACAUUCUCGCGUGUAAAAAUUUUAUUCGGAAUGGGUUUAGUCUGCUUACUGGUGCAGUGUUUAUAUUUUGUCAACUACUACAAUCUAAUAACUACUAUACAACGAUAUGUUCCAUCAACCAAACCUGAGCCAAAACCUCAUGAAAAAUUUUCCGAUAUUCAGACUAUGGGAAAUAAACAACAAACUGAUGUUGAUAAUAAAAAUCAAACCAAUAUAUUGAAAAACAAACACGUUAAUCUUGUCAAUUUCUCGUUGUGUCCAGAAAUACUACCUGCUUUAAAUGAAAAAGUUAACUUGCUUGUACCUGAUCGGAUGGACUUGGAAGAUGUGGCGCUACAAUUAUCACGGUUGAGGAUUUUAAAAGGAGGUCACCAAAUGCCCUUGGACUGCGAAGCGAGAUACAAAAUUGCAAUCUUAGUGCCUUAUAGAAAUCGAAUGGAUAACCUCUGCUCGUUCCUUUUAAAUUUACAUCCAUUUUUGACAAAACAAAAAUUGGAUUACACUAUUUUUGUCAUAGAACAGUUCAACGAUGGAAAAUUUAACCGGGGCAAGUUACUGAACAUUGGGUAUACCGAAGCAUUAAAAUUAAACAAUUUUGAUUGUUUCUUUUUACAUGACGUUGAUCUCAUACCAAUGAAUAACAAUAACAUGUAUAGUUGUCCGAUUCAACCAAGACAUAUGGCAACAGCUAAUAAUAAAUAUGGAGGCAGAAUGCCGUACAGCGAUUACUUUGGUGGAGUGGUGGGCAUAAAUCGAACGCAUUUUGAGUUGGUCAACGGAUUCAGUAACAUGUAUUGGGGAUGGGGUGGUGAAGAUGACGACUUUUUGUAUCGGAUCAGUUAUCACAAUCUAAAAUUUACCAGAUUGCCAGGACACAUGGGCCGUUAUUAUGCAUUGUCACACUCCGGACAACUACCCAACCCUGAAAGGAUCGAUCUCCUUCAUAGCAGCUUUUACCGUUUCGAUACGGACGGACUUAACACACUCAAUUAUAAAAUAAAAUCACUGGAGAUAUUACCACUAUUCACGCACUUUCUGGUGGACCUGGACGAAUAGCACAACUGAUAGAAAAUAAUGAAAUGCACUGGUCAUAAAGUCACUUAAAUGUCAUACACACACUCUUCUUCUAUUCAUCGCGUCCUCUUCGAGAUGGACACAAAAUAGCGUAUUUAUGUUAUUUAAUAAAAAAGAAAAACAUUUACAAUAUAAAAUAUGCAUAAUUUAACUAUACCAUAUAAAAUGUUGUAUAUAUUAUUUUCUAUUUGCAAUUUAAUUGUGUAUAAUUUAUCAUAUUGAACAAUCGAUGUUAUCGAUUGACUAAGUACUAAACUAAAAUACAAACAGGUAUUGUGCUUUGCACGCGAACUUGAAUUAAAUGUAUAAAAUGUUGUGCGAUUGUACGUGAUACGAAUUAGAGGUAAAUAAAAAUCAAAAGUAAUUAUUGUUCUAUAAUCAUCCCUUGAUUCGAGGACAAUCAAUUCGCGACCGACGACGACGGAUGUGGCACUAUAAUAUAAAUAAGACAUAAUGUAAUAAUCGUACGUAUAUUAUAGGUACAACAAUGUAUUAAACACUUAUAUUAUUAUUAUUAUUAUUAUUAUGAUUAUAGUAUAUUUUUGUAUAUUAUUCUUAUAAUAAGUAAAACGAAUAGAUGUAAUGAUUCGAAAAAUACUGUUCCACUGGACAAAGGCUGCUACCACAACCAAACAGACGUUUGAAUAAAAUACAUAUAAUAAUAUUAGAUAUUAAAAAUAUUUUCCUAACUUUUUCAUUACUUGUUUUUUUUUUUAUUUUGCAUAUUGUAUUAGAUGUUUUACACUUCUACUCAAAGAUUUCACCAGAUUGCCAUCAGUGUGUAAGUGUGUUAGAUACGUGUAUUUUUUUCAAUAUUUUUUGUUAAAUUUUCAUUAAAUAAAUUACCUAUUUUUUUUA
This is a messenger RNA of Rhopalosiphum padi (bird cherry-oat aphid), 2233 nucleotides long. RefSeq names its product beta-1,4-galactosyltransferase 4-like. Gene Ontology annotation, molecular function: N-acetyl-beta-glucosaminyl-derivative 4-beta-N-acetylgalactosaminyltransferase activity. The coding region runs from base 290 to 1357 and encodes 355 amino acids. NCBI's taxonomy places the organism in Eukaryota, Metazoa, Arthropoda, Insecta, Hemiptera, Aphididae. Gene Ontology annotation, biological process: carbohydrate metabolic process; glycosphingolipid biosynthetic process. The transcript is spliced from 7 exons. The record is from RefSeq and is a predicted model, not a curated record.